UCCCGGCUCAACGGUCACAUUAUUGUUGUCGGGUUAAGAAUUAACCAUUGCAAAAUGCAUUUAAACAAAUACAGUGAGCUGGUGGAACGGCUUGAGAACGAGGAAUUGGAGCACAUUGAAUUGGGAGCUGAGCUCUACCAGCAAUUACUUGCGAUUUAUCUAUACCAAAACAAACUAGCUAAUGCUAAAUUGCUGUGGAUGCGAAUUCCACCAAAGUUUAAGGAUGACAAGGAACUAAUUCAGUUGAACCUGCUCAAUGUGGCCCUACAGAACAAUAACUAUACCGAUUUCUUUAAAAACAUCAAGUACGAUUGGUCCGAAAGGGUGAAGGCGCCCGUCGAUGAUCUUCUGGUGAGACAGCGCGAGGAGCUGUUCAAACUUAUAAGCAGCGCCUAUGUGUCGAUCUAUCAGAACAAUCUCUUGAAUUUGUCCCUUAUGUCGGAGGAAGAACUGAUGAACACCUGUGCUGCUCUGAACUGGACUGAGGAACUCGAUGGCGACCGAGUGAUUUUAAAACCAAAGGUCCAGGAACCGGCGCCGAGCCGUGGCAACGAUGAUCAGUUGCUUAAGCUAACCGAGUUUGUAACUUUCCUAGAGAAUUAAGCAACAAUAAAUUUGAGUCGAUUUAUAGAAGUA
Molecule: messenger RNA, 636 nt
Organism: Drosophila ficusphila
Lineage: Eukaryota; Metazoa; Arthropoda; Insecta; Diptera; Drosophilidae
Gene: CSN8
Product: COP9 signalosome complex subunit 8
Exons: 4
Coding region: 55-603 (182 amino acids)
Biological process (GO): COP9 signalosome assembly; protein deneddylation
Cellular component (GO): COP9 signalosome
Source: RefSeq, a predicted model, not a curated record